AUGGCCUCCGCGGACAUUAGAAAGGCAAUUGAAGCGACUACGCGAGGAUUUAUCGCGGCGUACAGGGACGGCGCGGAAGAAAACAAUCCCGCAAUCAUCAACCGAAACGUCGCUGAUGGCUGCACCCGUCACCUGCUCCCGACUUCUCUGCUCAAAGCCCUCGGCGCUCCACCAGAUUUUGUCAUUGACAAUGCUGAAUACGAAAGGCUUUUUGCCCAGGACCUCGAAGUCGGCGGUGUUCAGAGAAGCGACAUUUCAAACCUGACAAUCGAUGUUGAAGCAAGGAAAGCGGCUGCAACGACCGUCACGGACAUGGUGUGCAAGGACGGCGAGACGAUUGUCAUGGAGCACUCUUGGUUCUUAAGCUUUAAUGAGGAUGGAGCCAAGGUUACCAAGGUGGUCGAGUUUUGUGAUGCGGAGUCGGUUCACCGGCUCAUGGCCAAGAGUAAACCCAAGACCGAUGAGAAGGGCUCGUGA
This is a messenger RNA of Fusarium keratoplasticum, 477 nucleotides long. RefSeq lists its product as uncharacterized. NCBI's taxonomy places the organism in Eukaryota, Fungi, Ascomycota, Sordariomycetes, Hypocreales, Nectriaceae. The coding region runs from base 1 to 477 and encodes 158 amino acids. The record is from RefSeq and is a predicted model, not a curated record. The transcript has a single exon.